Molecule: messenger RNA, 2462 nt
Organism: Acipenser ruthenus (sterlet)
Lineage: Eukaryota; Metazoa; Chordata; Actinopteri; Acipenseriformes; Acipenseridae
Exons: 2
Coding region: 108-1868 (586 amino acids)
Molecular function (GO): metal ion binding; hydrolase activity; nucleic acid binding
Source: RefSeq, a predicted model, not a curated record
CUGAAUACCACAGUGCAAAGACAAAACACCCACGGCCAUUGUCUCAGGCAGAAGUUCUCCUGGACCAAACUUUUAUCUGCAUAUCUCUGUUAAAUCAUUUUUUUGAAAUGGCUCAUUUGCUGUUCUUCGUGUCGUUUGUUUUUUCUUGGCCUCUCUGGUUGGAUGCUGAAGUGGUUGAAGACUUUGAAACUUGUAAUCAGUUCUUCUACAAUAAUAUCGAACCAACAGGAUUAGAUCCAAAUUAUGUCAGAAUAUGUCAGAAAUACAAUGAUAAAUAUGACUUUGCUACACUUUAUAGCACUGAUAAAAGGAUACCAAUUUACAGUGCUUACCAAUUCAAUUUUGAUCCAUGUGAGAGUACAGCCAGACCCCAAACAUGGUUUAUUGAACCUCAGCUUUCUGGUGAAGAGGAGGAAAACAUGAUUCAUCCAGGACAAAACAAAAACGCCUACAAAGAGAGACAAGCCAUCAGUGAUUUUUAUGUUCACACAGACUUUAACUGUAGCCAGCUGAACCCAAGCGAAUACCAGUGUAAUAAAGAGCGAAUGACCACUUUCACGCUCACUAACGCAGUGCCCCUGGAUCAAUGUUUCAAUCGAGUUCAGUGGCAGAAGUAUAAGGAUUGGGUUAAAAGCCUAUUAAUGCCUUUUGCUGGCAAAGGAACAGCAUACUUUGUUACUGGUGUGGUUCCUUCCGGUAAACUGAUACCAGAAAAAGAAGUGCACACUGAAAACAUGGUGUGGGACUUCAACAUGGUCGCGGUGCCCAGCCACGUGUGGACAGCUCUGUGUUUUGAUGCUGUGGAUCCAGAGGACUCAUUUUCCAUAGCCUACAUGGGUGAGAACUUGCCCCAUGGUACAAUAGAGUCCUUUACAGUCGAGCAGCUAGUUAAAAGGUUAAACAAACACUACAAUACAACUGACUUGAGCAUCUUUGACAAUAACUGCUCUAAUCCGAAAGACAGGGAAAUGUUGGUACAGUUCAGCUUCAAUGUUUUUAUCCCUGACUCUCUGAAGAAAGCUGUUACAGACAGUUUCAGCUCAAAGGCAAAAAGUAAAUGGGAGAGUAUCCUAUUUAAAAAGUUAACGCAAGAAGGUACCUUGUAUUUUUCUGACAGCGUUUUUAUAGAGGACAUAAACAUUGAAAUGAAAUACAGAAAUAGGCAGGAUUGGUUUCAGGGCAAUGAACAAUUAAAGUCAGCUGAAAAUGAGGCCUGUGUACUUAAAGCCAAAACUAACAAGGAACAUAGCUCAGACACGGCUCAGUAUGUCUGUACUCUCGUCCCAGAAAAAUCUGCCACAAAAUCUAUUAUUACCGCAGAUGGUACUCGGUGCUUGGAAGGUGAAACGUGUGAAAUAAUAGAUGGUAACAGACAAUGCAACACAGAAAAUGGGAAAAAACUAUGCUGUGCAACUCCAUGUAUGUAUAGUCAUGAGAGAAAGAGUUUUACCUGUAGCUCUUUCAGUGAGAUGAUUGUAUGUUCCCCCCAAUAUUCAACUGUGACUAUAAAGGGCAAGUCCUGCCUCCCUGAUCAGGAGUGCGCUACCUAUGAGAAAUCGUAUUAUUGGUGUCACACACCGGAUGGGUCGUGGGAUUACUGUACUCCCCCUUUAGCCUCAGGUACAACUCUCAAAGGGAAACCAUGUCAUCACGACCAUGUAUGUGGUACCUAUGGAAAGUCGUAUAAUUGGUGUUACAUUGACGACAAACAAUGGGAUUAUUGUUGUACUACAGAAGAUCCGCAUGAGGCAACAAAUGGUAAAUUGUGUCGAUCUGACCACAAAUGUGGUGCAUAUGGUAAAGAUUACAACUGGUGUUACACUGAUGUUAAUGAUAAUUGGGAGUACUGCUGUACACCAUAUGUGUAAUACAAAGGUGACAUUAUCCCUCCAAACAUUGUUAUUGUCAAACUAGAUGUAAAUUUCAUACCUUCACACUAUACUGAGGGCUAUGAAGUUUCCAAAAGCAUGUCAACCAAUGCUUUAAAAUAACAGUUUCUACAUUGUAUUGGUUUUAUUAACAUUACUCCUCGUCCCUAUUAAGGGGGGGGGGGGGUUAAAUUAAUCUGUUUCAGUCUGGUUGUAACCAGGAAUAGUUUUAUAAAUCAUAUCUUUUUCCUGCAUUCAAGUAACCUAGCUGCACUGAGUAAAGGUGUAUUUUUUUCCCUGGCUAAACCAGGUUUAUCUGUUCUUGUAGACUACCUUUCAGUUUACAGUCAAUAAGCAAAGACCUACCAUUCUCUGUAUUUAUCUGUGUGUAACCAGAUAAGUGGAUUAUUAUGUGCAGUCUGUGCUGUUGCUUCGAAGACGGCAAGCUCCCAUCACGCUUUUUCUCUCACUUGAGUUACUAGUUCUGCACUACUCUGGAAAUGUUUUUUCUGUGAGUAAUAUUUGUGGACUGGGACUGUGACCAACUACGCUAACUUUCUUGGAUACUGAUUAAAUAAACAGAUAAUUAUUUUA